CCCCGCCCCGCCAUGCCAUGUCCGCGCUGAACUGGAAACCCUUCGUCUACGGCGGGCUCGCCUCCAUCGUGGCCGAGCACCUUCCCCGUGGACCUGACCAAGACGCGGCUGCAGGUGCAGGGCCAGAGCGGCGAUGCGCGGUUCCGCGAGGUGCGGUACCGCGGCAUGUUCCACGCGCUGUUCCGCAUCUGCCGGGAGGAGGGCGGCCGCGCCCUCUACUCGGGGAUCGCCCCGGCGCUGCUGAGACAGGCGUCCUACGGCACCAUCAAGAUCGGGAUCUACCAGAGCCUGAAGCGGCUCUUUGUGGAUCGCAUGGAAGGCCUGGGGCAGCCAGUGGCCUGGUGUCCUCGGGGAAGUGCUGUGAUGAAACGUUGCUCAUCAAUGUCAUCUGUGGCGUGGUCUCGGGGGUGAUCUCCUCUGCACUUGCCAACCCCACAGACGUGCUGAAGAUCCGCAUGCAGGCUCAGGGCAGUCUGUUCCAGGGUGGGAUGAUCGGCAGCUUCAUCGACAUCUACCAGCAGGAGGGCACCCGAGGCCUCUGGAGGGGUGUUGUCCCAACAGCUCAAAGAGCUGCCAUCGUGGUGGGGGUCGAGCUGCCAGUCUAUGACAUCACCAAGAAGCACUUAAUUGUGUCAGGCCUGAUGGGGGACACCAUCUUUGCCCACUUCGUUUCCAGUUUCACCUGUGGGCUGGCGGGGGCCGUCGCCUCCAACCCCGUGGACGUGGUGCGGACGCGGAUGAUGAACCAGCGGGCGAUCGUGGGCAGCACCGAGCUCUACAAGGGUACUCUGGAUGGCCUGGUGAAGACGUGGAAGAGCGAGGGCUUCUUUGCCCUCUAUAAAGGUUUCUGGCCCAACUGGCUUCGGCUUGGUCCCUGGAACAUCAUCUUUUUUAUCACGUACGAGCAGCUGAAGCGCCUGCCCUUCUGACCGCAGCCCCCGCAGCUCUGCUGCUCCCGCCCCUCAUCUGCCCCCGUCCCUGUGUUGGUACCUGUGGGUCUGGGCUCUCCUCCUCCCCCAAAUGCAUGGUCCCUGCAGCACGGGGUCUGGAGCCUGUGGGGAGCCUGCUGGCAGGUGCUGCCUGGCUUGUUUUGCCCCGUGGAGGCGAGUGUUCUCGGUGUACAAGUGUCUGGGCCUGCAGCCAUAUCUUCUGUGAAGAUCCAUGCAUCCCAGUGGCCUUCUGGUGCAGCUGUGUUUGUGCUGUGUGUUCUGCCGUGCCCGGGGAAGGGGCUGGGGGUGCUGCCGUGUCUUCUUGCAGAGCUGUAACCUCAUUAAAUUAUUUAUUGACUGGA
This is a messenger RNA of Apus apus (common swift), 1291 nucleotides long. RefSeq names its product solute carrier family 25 member 14 (gene SLC25A14). The record is from RefSeq and is a predicted model, not a curated record. Gene Ontology annotation, biological process: mitochondrial transport. Gene Ontology annotation, cellular component: mitochondrial membrane. The transcript has 10 exons. Bases 18 to 929 code for a protein of 303 amino acids. Lineage: Eukaryota; Metazoa; Chordata; Aves; Apodiformes; Apodidae.